UAAGCCUUAAUGUAGGCUGCAAAUUUCGCGUCGGGAAAAUUCUCUUGCAUAUUCUACGGUGCAUCAAGUAAACGACACCCAUUAGUGAGCCUUACUAUAAUAUUUAUAGGUCCCUUCGCCACCGAUUUAUUUUACCUAGCAUUGCUGACUUUCGGAAACUGGUCGCUUGGAAUUAAACUUAGACUUGCACUUGGGACAAUCAUGCCGCAUCCAGUGUUGCCCGUUGUUGUUGUUGUUGUUGGUGCGGCUGCUGUUUUUGUUGUGAUUUGAUUUGGUGCCACUUGCCUGCCUGCUGAUCUUGCUGCUGUUGUUCAGCCAGAAGUUGUUGCCGUCGCUGGAGGGGCAGCGUUACAGUUCGGAAAAUCGGUCAAUGGAAACGGGCUUGUAAGCAGGUGCAAUCGCUCGAGAGCCACAAAAUAGACCCAGAGGCCAGGCAGCAGAGAUUGGAGCCGCCGGCAUGUCGCUUAAGAAGGAGACGCCCUCGGAUGUUCAGCUGCACAUGGCGGCGAUGAGGGGCGAUGAAGUGGCCCUUCUUCGAGUGCUGGACAGCGGAAAGGUGCACGUGGACUGCAAAGAUGAGGACGGAACAACCCCACUAAUUUUGGCUGCUGCCGGAGGACACACGUACUGUGUGAUGGAGCUGCUCGAUCAGGGAGCGGAUCCCAACUCGCGGCGCCUCACGGGCACCACGCCCCUUUUCUUUGCCGCCCAAGGCGGCCACCUGGACGUGGUGAAGAUCCUGAUGAAGGCGGGCGCCAGUGUGGACACGCCCUCUGCGGACGGAGGCACGCCCCUUUUUGUGGCGGCCCAAGGUGGUCAUGUGAAGAUCGUGCGCGAGCUGUUGGAUUGCGGAGCGAAUGUGAAUGCCCACAUGAAGGAUCGAGCUACCCCAGUGUUUAUCUCCGCCCAGAAUGGUCAUCGCACCGUCUUAUCGCUGCUCAUUCAGGCCGGCGCCGAGAUCGACAUCAAGCGGAUAGAUGGAGCCACGCCCCUUUGGAUCGCCGCCCAGAUGGGCCAGGAUCACAUCUGCAAGGUGCUGCUGCAGAACGGCGCCAAUGUGGACACGGUUCGGUGCGACGGCGCCACGCCCCUGUUUAAGGCCGCCCACAAGGGCCAUGCGGCCGUGAUCACCGUGCUGCUCAAGUAUCGCCCCAAUCUCGGCCAGCUGCCCAACGGGGAGUCCGCCCUGCACGCCGCCGCCAUGUUCGGGCACAUGACCGUCUGCAAGCAGCUGGUGGCCGCCGGCAGCGACGUCCUGCUGAAGAACCAGGACGGCCUGACCGCCCUCCAGCUGGCCCACCAGCAGAAGUACACCUCCAUCUGUGAUUACCUCCAGGAGCGGAUCCGCACGAUGGUGGCGCGCAGCACGAAGGCGAUGGUCGCGUCUGGCGUCUCGUCCACGGUCCGGACGUAAGGGGCAUGCACCUGCGAAGCCUCCGAAGUACCUUCAUGCACAAUCCCUUGGCCUUUCUGCUUGAGCCCACAGAAAAAUAGAGGCAAGAGGAGCCAGAGGUGUAGAUCCGACACUGGGCAAGCGAAAGUGGCGAAUAACGAUUUGUGCUGCGGUUUGAAAACCCCCAAAAAGAGUGUAAUGUAUCUCAUAUAUAUCCUGGGAACCUUUGAGUUUUUAGGAACCACUUCCCUUUGCCCAGUGUAGUGCUCACUUCCGCACAAACAGAAAAAAAAAAAACAGAAAAAGCAACAACCACUAGUAAAACACGUCCAAGCUAAACUUAAUGGCCUACCCCGAGGAAACCAAACUAUUUAUCAGAUAAGCCGUAUCACUCAUAUUAAAAACCACUCGGAGCUUGUAUUUUGAAUUUAACACUAACCAUAACAAUAACGUUACUAUAAAGAUGUUAACAUGAACCCAUGAAAAGAGAAUGUUACAACGCCCCCUGUACAUAACCAUAUAUAUUAACUUAUAUUUAAACUAUACUUAAACCUACUUAUAGACCCACUCGACCCUAAGCAAUUGUUGACAAGUGCUUUAUGUUUGAACGCCUUUUUGUCCUUAAAUUAGCAAUUAGUUACACGCGAUGGUUUUCUGCUUGUUUCCCUGUAAGGUAGAUACGGUAAUUAAUUAAUUUCUUACUUUAUUACAUUUUAAGUAUAGUCCACAUUUUUGCAAGUUUAAUAAAUUGACACACGAUAA
Drosophila ficusphila is the source of this 2155-nucleotide messenger RNA. Its product is annotated as ankyrin repeat domain-containing protein 29. The transcript is spliced from 5 exons. Bases 458 to 1414 code for a protein of 318 amino acids. The record is from RefSeq and is a predicted model, not a curated record. NCBI's taxonomy places the organism in Eukaryota, Metazoa, Arthropoda, Insecta, Diptera, Drosophilidae. Gene Ontology annotation, molecular function: protein binding. Gene Ontology annotation, cellular component: cytoplasm.